Molecule: messenger RNA, 1234 nt
Organism: Neltuma alba
Lineage: Eukaryota; Viridiplantae; Streptophyta; Magnoliopsida; Fabales; Fabaceae
Product: patatin-like protein 2
Exons: 7
Coding region: 1-1224 (407 amino acids)
Biological process (GO): lipid metabolic process
Molecular function (GO): glycerophospholipase activity; monoacylglycerol lipase activity
Source: RefSeq, a predicted model, not a curated record
AUGGAAAGAGCAAAGUCAUCCGUUGAACAAAUCCAGCCCCCAUCUUAUGGGGACUUGGUAACCAUCCUGAGCAUCGAUGGUGGUGGCAUUAGGGGUAUAAUCCCUGCCACUAUUCUUGCUUUCCUCGAAUCUAAACUCCAGGAGCUGGAUGGAGAGGAUGCAAGACUUGCAGACUAUUUCGAUGUCAUCGCAGGAACAAGCACCGGCGGUCUUGUAACGGCCAUGUUAACUGCUCCAAAUGAAAACAAUCGCCCAGUCUUUGCUGCUAAAGAUAUCAAACCCUUUUAUCUGGAGCAUUGCCCAAAAAUUUUCCCUCAACAUAGAGGGCUUCGUGCGACGGUGGUAGCAAAAGUGAUCAGAUCAUUGGGAGGACCCAAAUACGAUGGAAAAUAUCUUCACUGGAUCAUUGGAGAGAAGCUGGGGAAAACUCUUUUGCGCCAGACGCUCACCCACGUUGUCAUCCCCACCUUCGAUAUCAAGAACCUGCAGCCAACCAUUUUUUCGUCUUAUCAGAUUAACAGGUGCCCUUGCUUGAACGCAAGACUCGCUGACAUAUGCAUCGGCACAUCGGCGGCGCCUACGUACCUUCCUGCCCACCACUUCAUGAACCAAGACUCCACUGGCAAAGAACUUGAAUUCAACCUCAUUGAUGGUGGCGUAACUGCAAAUAAUCCCACACUCGUGGCUAUCAACCAAAUAACGAAAGAGAUAAUGGAGGAUAAUCCUGACUUCUACCCAAUAAAGCCUUUGGAAUUUAGGCGCUUCCUAAUAAUCUCACUAGGGACGGGCACGCCCAAGAAUGAGAAAAGAUUCACUGCACAGCUAGCAGCCAAAUGGGGCCUACUGGGUUGGCUAUCCCAUGGAGGCUCUACUCCUUUGGUGGAUGUGUUCACUCAGUCAAGUGCUGAUAUGGUUGAUUUCCAUGUAGCUACUAUCACUCAAGCGCUCCAAUGUGAAGAUCGUUACCUCCGAAUACAGGAUGAUACACUGACGGGUACGGAGUCUUCGGUUGAUAUUGCCACAAAAGAGAACUUGCAGAAGCUGGAACAAAUUGGGGAAAGGCUGUUGAAGAAACCUGUCUCUAGGGUGAACUUAGAAACUGGUGAGUCUGAGCCAGCAGGGAACGGGGAGACCAAUGAGGAAGCUCUUGUUAGGUUUGCGAAGUCACUUUCCCAUGAGAGGAGACUCCGAGGAAUGAGAUCUCCGCAUACCAACGAGGCCUAGCUCAGCGCCG